UGUUACAAGUCCAUCGGGUUCAGUGUCUAAGGUUUUGUGUUUGUGAAAAGUCCGUCCUAUAAUUCUAAUUAAUAAAAAUGUCACAAUUACCAGUUUCGUUUGAUAGUUCGGAAAAAAUUUGGAGUGGACCCAGAGACCGGGGUUCCAUCUACAAAGAUGACGUGUCAUUCGGCACAAUCAUUUUUAAUACCAUGAGCAAUUGGCCAAAGAAUGUGUGCCAGAUAUCUGCUGAUGACGGAACAACACUAACUUUUGAGCAAACCCUCACCUGGGCCAUUCGAGUCGCUCAGUUUUUUAAGAAAAGAGGUCUGAACCACAAAGAUGUGAUUGGGAUUGUGGGCUUGAACUCCACUUAUUUGAGGCCUUUGGCGGUGGCCUGUUUGAUGAACGGAACUCCAUUUCAUGCGGUAAAUACAAAGAUGGAUGAAGCCACAACAAAAGUGCUUUUUUCAAGAACUAAGCCUUCCAUAAUAUUUUGCGAUGGAAAUGUGUAUCAGAAAAUUCGUUCAUCUACCAGUGAAUGGAAACCGGAAUUCUAUUUGCUCACCGGAAAAGUUGAGGAGGUGCGGAGCAUUGAAGUCCUUUUGGAGCCUACGGAAACUGAAAGAUUCUACCAGCCAGAACCUUUGGUAGAAGGAGGAAAGCAAACCGCGGUCAUCUUGUGCUCCUCGGGAACAACCGGAUUGCCAAAGCCCAUCUGCGUAUCAAACCAAGCUCUAAUAACAUCAAUGCCGAUCAAUAACGAGUUGGUGGUGUACACUCCAAGCAGUCUCGAUUAUUAUUCAGGUCUGUUUGCAUUUACCUUGAGUGGUUUGCAAGGAGUUACUUUGGUAAGCAGCAACAAGCCCUUUUUACCCAAGAACUUUGUGGAAAUGGUGAAGAAGUAUAAGAUCAAUUCAUUCGUACUGCCACCUCGCCACCUUUCGGAUCUGAUAUCCUCUCCUGAAAUCUCGUCGGAGGGAUUGGAAUCCGUUAUGAACUGUGGAUACUCCGGAAGUUCUGUUUCCCAGGCUGCUCUGCAGAGAGUCCGUAAGAUUUUCCCAAGGGCAGCACUCACAUCGAGUUAUGGAUUAACCGAAUGCGGACUUAUAGCCACAAAUUAUACGAACAAGAACUUUAGUUCUGCUGGCAUACCUCUUCCUGGGGUAAAGAUCCGCAUUGUGGACGAGUUUGGCCAGAACCUAACCCACAAUCAGGUGGGAGAAAUUUAUGCAAACACAGGUCGACCCUGGAAUGGAUACUACGGAGAUCCCAAGGAAACAAGUCGUAUGCAAGACUCAGAGGGCUGGUUCCACACCGGAGAUCUUGGGUACUUCGACAGUGAGAACUUCUUGUACAUAGUGGACCGCAAAAAGGAGGUCCUCAAGUACCAGGGCCUCCAGUUCUGGACCUCUGAGAUCGAGGACGUUAUUUCGGAGCUGCCACAAGUGCGGCACGUCUGUGUAGUGGGCAUUUACAAUGAGCGGCAUGGCGAUGAGGCAGGAGCUUUGGUGGUGGCAAACAAAGAAUCCAACCUUCUAGCAAAGGACAUUGUGAAGCACGUGGCCAUGAGGCUGCCGGCCAUCCAGAAGCAACUGCAUGCCGGAGUCCAGUUUACCAAUAGUUUGCCCAUGAAUCCGAAUGGCAAGACCAUUCGCAAGGCCGCGCGGGACGCGUUCUUGGCCAAAAAACUCCAGAAGAGCGGUUAGUUGUAACUGUUUUUACAAAUUUAUACCCACCAAUAAAACCUAGUGUAAAAUCUA
This is a messenger RNA of Drosophila ficusphila, 1742 nucleotides long. Its product is annotated as probable CoA ligase CCL7. The record is from RefSeq and is a predicted model, not a curated record. NCBI's taxonomy places the organism in Eukaryota, Metazoa, Arthropoda, Insecta, Diptera, Drosophilidae. Bases 78 to 1688 code for a protein of 536 amino acids. Gene Ontology annotation, biological process: fatty-acyl-CoA biosynthetic process; long-chain fatty acid metabolic process. The transcript is spliced from 4 exons. Gene Ontology annotation, molecular function: long-chain fatty acid-CoA ligase activity.